Messenger RNA from Fusarium keratoplasticum, 792 nucleotides. Its product is annotated as SWIB/MDM2 domain-containing protein. NCBI's taxonomy places the organism in Eukaryota, Fungi, Ascomycota, Sordariomycetes, Hypocreales, Nectriaceae. Gene Ontology annotation, biological process: transcription initiation at RNA polymerase I promoter; nucleolar large rRNA transcription by RNA polymerase I. Gene Ontology annotation, molecular function: RNA polymerase I cis-regulatory region sequence-specific DNA binding. The transcript has 4 exons. The coding region runs from base 1 to 792 and encodes 263 amino acids. Gene Ontology annotation, cellular component: nucleus; RNA polymerase I upstream activating factor complex. The record is from RefSeq and is a predicted model, not a curated record.
AUGAGUGUUCCUUUGACUCCCGACGAGCGUGAGCGCUACACGUUCAUCAUUGAUGAAAUCCUUGAGUCGGCCGACCUCGAGACCAUCUCGCGAAAGAAGAUUCGACAGGGUUUACAGGCUGCCCUCGGCGGGCAGGAUCUCAGCGACCAGAAGGACGCCAUCAAGCGCCUUAUUGAGGAUCGUUUUGACGCCGUUUCUGGAGCCGACAACGGCAUUGUGCCCCCCUCCUCCGUCGAGCCGUACGCCACCAAUGGCACAUCCGAUGCUGGCGAGACCGAACAGUCGGCGACUCCCGAACCCUCGCGAAAGAAGGUCAAGCGAUCAUCCUCGGCUGAAGACGCAGACGCUCGCCUAGCCGCCCAGCUGCAAGCCCAGGAGAACAGCCUAGCCAGAGGACGCAAGACCCGGGGAGGGGACAAGGCAAAGCCUACCAAGAAGAAGGCUGCGCCUCGCAAGAAGAGCGCCAGAAAGGUCAAAGCCGAUGACGACAGCGACCUGGACACAGGGGACGCCGAGGUGGGCAAGAAGAGAAAGGCUGGCGGGGGUUUCCAGAAGCCGUUCAACCUGAGCACUACUCUGUCAGAGCUCGUGGGUGAAACCCAGUUGUCCCGACCCCAAGUUGUCAAGAAGCUCUGGGAACACAUCAAAGCAAACGAUCUUCAAGAUCCCAAGGACAAGCGCCAAAUUAUAUGCGACGAAAAGAUGCAGGCAGUCUUCAAGCAGGCCAGGGUGGACAUGUUCCGGAUGAACAAGGAUAUUGGAAACCACCUUUACCCGGUUGGAGAAGAGUGA